Molecule: messenger RNA, 471 nt
Organism: Lactuca virosa
Lineage: Eukaryota; Viridiplantae; Streptophyta; Magnoliopsida; Asterales; Asteraceae
Source: the annotation of a GenBank genome assembly
AUGAGUGUUCUAAUUGAUGAGGCACAUAGCCUAGACCACAUUGGUAGCUUACCAACAACUUUUCUCAUGAGUGAAGGUACGAAAUAUCAUGGUGGGUUAAGGAUUGCUCUAAGUUUCGAAUAUUCUGUUGAAGCCAAUGAAUUCUUAAAGGACAAAGAUAGAUGGAAAGACUGGUUCAAGUGGAUUAUCUAUGGUGAUCACAAGGAACUUCAAUAUGAAAGAACGACAUUGAGUAAAAUUUUAGGAGUACCACUGAAAUCCUGGGAUGAGGACAACUUUUCUCUAAUUGCUAGUAGAUUCAGGAGAGUCAUUAAUCCAUUUGAUAACAUCCAGAACAUAAGAGAUCUUUCGAUGGGAAAGGUAGGAGUAUUAACAUCGAAGAAAAAAUGGAUCAAUGAGGACAUCAAAAUCAUUGAAAAUGGGGAAACAUACAAUUUCGAGGUUGUCAAAGAUGUUUGGCCACCAUUUUAG